Molecule: messenger RNA, 279 nt
Organism: Entrophospora candida
Lineage: Eukaryota; Fungi; Glomeromycota; Glomeromycetes; Entrophosporales; Entrophosporaceae
Source: the annotation of a GenBank genome assembly
ACCAAAAUGGUCAAAUUCAAGGCCACAGUCACAUAGCCAUCCAAAAAUUCGAAAAUGGCCAACAUGUGCCAGAUCCAAGACUUUUUUCGUUCUUCAAAAGUUUAGACGGUAAGGCCGAUGGUAACGGUAAAUUGAGUGCAAAACUUGAUCUUGGUCUCCCUGUUGGCAACUACAGAGUAUGUACAAUGGUUUCCUCGUUUAGUCAUCAACCUGUUUUAAUGCCUGUUGAGAAACGUGGUCCUCAAGAUGAUUGCGUUAGAUUUAGGGUUACGAAGAAGG